Loxodonta africana (African savanna elephant) is the source of this 1104-nucleotide messenger RNA. Its product is annotated as left-right determination factor 2. Gene Ontology annotation, biological process: anterior/posterior axis specification. Lineage: Eukaryota; Metazoa; Chordata; Mammalia; Proboscidea; Elephantidae. The record is from RefSeq and is a predicted model, not a curated record. Gene Ontology annotation, cellular component: extracellular region. The transcript has 4 exons. The coding region runs from base 1 to 1104 and encodes 367 amino acids. Gene Ontology annotation, molecular function: growth factor activity; transforming growth factor beta receptor binding; cytokine activity.
AUGUGGCCGCUGUGGCUCUGCUGGGCGCUCUGGGUGCUGCCCCUGGUUGGCCCUGCGGCAGCCCUGACUGAGGAGCAGGUCCGGGCCAGCCUGCUGCAGCAGCUGCACCUCAGCCAGGUGUCCGUCCUGGACAAGGCUGACGUGGAGGACCUGGUCAUCCCUGCCCACGUGAGGGCCCAGUACGUGGCCCUGCUGCAUCGCAGCCACGGGGUCCUCUCCCGCGGGAAGAGGUUCAGCCAGAAAUUCCGAGAGGUGGCCGGCAGGCUCCUGGCGUCGGAGGCCUCCACGCACCUGCUGGUGUUCCGCAUGGAGCAGCGGCUGCCCCCCGACAGCGAGCUGGUGCAGGCUGUGCUGCGGCUCUUCCAGGAGCCGGUCCCCAAGGCCGCGCUCCGCAGGCACGAGCGGCUCUUCCAGCGCAGCGCCCGGGCCCGGGUCACGGUCGAGUGGCUGCGCGUGCGCGACGACGGCACCAACCGCACGUCCCUCAUCGACUCCAGGCUGGUGUCCCUCCACGAGAGUGGCUGGAAGGCCUUCGACGUGACCGAGGCGGUGAGCCUCUGGCAGCAGCUGAGCCGGCCCCGGCAGCCGCUGGUGCUGCAGGUGUCGGUGCAGAGGGAGCACCUGGGCCUGCUGGCCUCCGACGCCCACAAGCUGGUGCGCUUCGCCUCCCAGGUGGCGGGGGACGCGGGGCAGCGCGAGCCCCAGCUGGAGCUGCACACCCUGGACCUGAAGGCCUAUGGAGCUCAGGGUGACUGUGACCCUGAGGUGCCAGUGACUGAGGGCACACGCUGCUGCCGCCAGGAGACCUACAUUGACCUGCAGGGGAUGAAAUGGGCUGAGAACUGGGUCCUGGAGCCCCCGGGCUUCCUGGCCUACGAGUGUGUGGGCGCCUGCCAGCAGCCACAGGAGCCCCUGACCUUCCAGUGGCCGUUUCUGGGGCCGCGACAGUGCAUCGCCUCAGAGACGGCCUCCCUGCCCAUGAUUGUCGGUAUCAAGGAGGGAGGCAGGGCCAGGCCCCAGGUGGUGAGCCUCCCCAACCUGCGGGUGCAGAAAUGCAGCUGCGCCUCUGACGGGGCAACCGUGCCUAGGGAGCUGGAGCCAUAG